Molecule: messenger RNA, 11930 nt
Organism: Armigeres subalbatus
Lineage: Eukaryota; Metazoa; Arthropoda; Insecta; Diptera; Culicidae
Product: protein FAM135A
Exons: 7
Coding region: 1756-6225 (1489 amino acids)
Source: RefSeq, a predicted model, not a curated record
GCUCGGAACGACCGGGAAAUUCUCUGCUACCAUCUUCAGCAGCAGUUAGUUUCGGGACAAUUGUGGCUGCAGGAAAAGUGGGGAAGCAGGUAGCUUCCAGCUCAGCUGCUUCAAGUAAAGUUACGAUCCCUUUGGGCUCGGCUAAGCAUUUACAAACGCUGGGUGUGGAUUUCAUGGAUCAUGUGUAGGAAAACAGAAAAAAUCAACCGUGCAAAUUGGUUUCAACCUUUAAGGGGCCCGAAUGGAAAACUAUUGGCCCUAAUUAAUUGUGAGGAUUGAAGCUACGGGAAAAUGUGUUCACCACCGCCCAUUUUCAGGGUGGAGAUAGAGAGCGUGCAAAAUGUGACAUAGCUUGGUGUUGUUGUUGUUGGUAGUGCAGUUUGAUGUUGGAGGAUUGCUGGCUGAACAUUUGUGAAACGGAUCAAUGGAACAUUGGAGAAGAUUUCCUGACAAGCACGAUCCAAUUUGUGCACGCAGUCUCGGAUAGCAAGAAAAAAAAUGAAUAGGUGCAGCUUUGACCAACUUGCCUCGUUUCUGUGAAAAAAAAAUAAAAAUUGGGAAGGAAAUGUGUCUGCAAUUUCCGAAACAAAUGAGAUAGAAAAACGUGAUCGGUGCAGCCAGGAAGUCUCAUUAUGAGCGAAAUAAUGAAUUAUUCAUAUGCAUAAGCAAAGUUUUCGUUUAGGUACAGUGGGUGGACUAUCAGAAAAAAUAGAUCUCAAGCAGGGUGGAUAAAUGUGCAGCGAAGUCGAAUUUGCUAGCCGUAUAAUCCAAAUUGGAUGACGGUAGUUGAAUUUCGGAGCAUAUAUUUGAAAAACUGUUCUCAUGUUUCAGUGAACCCAGACUACGCUAGCAGCAAGAUAAAGAGAACGAGUGGAAAAUUCGCCCCAAAAAAUCCAAGAUGCUCCUUCGACAGGCAAAGGGAUUACAAAAAAAAACUGAGAAGAACGACUAGCUGGCAUCAGCGUCGCAAUGUGUAGUACAGUGUGCGUGAAUAAGAUGCUGUGAAGGGGAUGGAAUAGGACCAACCAGGAAAGUGUGAACCAUUGCAGCGAUGCCAGUUAUGCCAUGGAAGAUGUGUUUGGAUGAAACAUAGAUUAGAAGUCAGAACCUGGCAUCUACAUACACAAAGUGAAUAUAAUCAGAUUCGUGAAAGCGAUUUAUGAUGUGCCAUGGUACCAUACAGUCAUAAGAAAGAAGAAAAAAUGCGGACUCGGCGUGGAUCAUGGCGAUUAUGUGGAAAAAGAAGGAUGAAAAUCUCGUCGUCUGGGUGGAAAGAAAAUAGAACGCGAUGAAUGAAAACUGAUAGCAGAUAAACGUUCAAAUCCUCAAACAUUUCGAGGAAAAUUAAAGCCAGACCAAAGAUAUAUCUUUCCAUCACGUCUCUGACCGCUGAUGCAUGCGAAAUAGAGCCCCGAGCAGCGGAAAGAUUUAUUCGAUUCUUGAAGGGACGAGCUUGGUGAUGCUGAAAGUGAAUUCUGAUAAGUAGCUGGGAAGGAAGGGUGAAGUGAAAAUCUGUGAAAUCUAGUGAUACGAAGUUUGGGUUGAAAUGAAAUACGUGGUUAAGGAGGAAUCGGUAGUGAAAAAAGUUAUCACAAUGUGAAUGUACCAUGCCAAAAAAAUCGUAUUCGAGCUGUGUCUAAAAGUGAUAGAACUUGAAAUCUUAGAGUUGACCCAAGAAGUCGGCCACAUAAACAACGAAUAUGGCCGAUCUACAGGCAACGAUUGAGUUUGCUGUUGAGUUGUACAAGUUUUACAAUGUCGAUCUUUUCCAGAGGGGUUGACAGCCGACAUCUGAAGGAAUCUAUUGAACGGGCGGAAUUUUCCCUCAAUCUGGAACUGUGGUUCGGUGAGCAGACGACGGGCAACGUGCUGGCCCUGGCCUCGACGCGGACGCUGCAGCUCAACUUUCAUCCGGGGCGGGGCCUUCACUACCAUCUGCCGGUGCUCUUUGACUACUUUCAUCUAGCGGCGGUCAGCGUGGGAAUCCAUGCCAGCCUUGUGGCGCUGCAUCAGCCCUACAUCAACGCCCCGAAAUCAACCAAACCAUGGAUCGGAGGAUCGAAGCUGAACUGCCGGGGAGGAAACUCACCCGGACCACUGGAAGCCAUCUUCUUCGGACCGCAAGUGGGAGGCGGAGCCAAGUGUGGCGGCGGAUCAGCUGGUCGCCUGUUGCACGCCCGCAAUGUCCAUAAGGAAAUCUGUGCCUUGUUGCUUGGAGCGCUGGAGUCGCUGAGGCUAUCGUUACAGGAAUUUUGCACCGUAUUACCGCACCAGUGGGCUGCCCUGACGGGUUCGACGCCCCUGUCCAACCUGGACACCGAACAAAGACUGAAGAAGCUGGCCGAUUCGGCAAAGCUAAUGGACACCGAAGAUGAUCUUGCUGCACGGGCUAAUUCGGAUAUAGCGCAGCUAUGCGCAGAAUGUAUACUCUACUGGAGACGAGCACUUUCAGCUGCUAAUCAACCCUCAGUACACAGUUUGUUGGCUAAGAAACAUCAUACGCUCCGAGUUCGUCGUUUUGCAGAAGGGUUCUUUGUAAUAGAAAACCCAAGACAUGCGGCUAGUGGGUGCUACGAUUCGAACUAUCAGAACUAUGUCUCCAUAUGCGAAAUGGCCAGGAGAUCCAGAUAUCUUUCGUCACUUCCACCCCUACCGGUGCAUUGUACUGCAUUGGAUGGAGACGCCAAUUCGCUUCCUUUGAUCUUUGAAGAUCGUUAUACAGACGCGAACGACUACACCAAACGACGAUCUGGCAGUGAACCUUACUUGAAUGGUCAUAGUGGAACAUUUGGAAAGCUAAAAUCUCAUCAUCAUCCAAACAAAAUUGCACCCGUUAUAAACAACAAAGAAUGUUCUUGUGGAAUUUCGUCAUGCUAUAUUGAACCUAUUCCAAAAAUGUGCAAUAACUAUAUGGGACUCAUGACAACUCGUUACGCCCUAGGCGGUGAUAUUCUACAGGCAAGCUUGACGAUAACCCCAGCCGCAGCUGCAUCACAAAAUGGCAUCUGCGCUAAAACUCUGUCUAGGCAUUCCGUCUCAACGCUCGUAGAACCUGAAUGCCAAUGGAACCAAUUCAAAGCUAUCUAUGCUCCUGGGACCGCGGUCACAGGAGGAACCCUUCCCACAAGACAUAGCAAAUCAUUGGAUCAACUCGAAAUUCAGAAUACUUCGUCGCUUCCCCGACAACACGUCCAUAGUGUCAAUUAUGAUAACUUUAAUCAAAAGCAAAUUAUUUACCAUCAACCAGGUAACGCUAUUAUACAAGCGAUCCCAACCAAGCCUAAAAAGAAUCCUGUCCAGGCUGAAGACCUACUGAAGAAUAUAAAUGAGUUUCGAGAAAAAUAUAAAAAUCCGGGUGAUCCUCGUAAAAUGAUAAACUCCAACAGCUCCAAUAGUACCAGUGUAUAUGAUGCAAAGGACAUAACACAUCACACACCAAAGCACGUACAAACCCUCAACAGGUUGCCAAAACAGAUUAACGGAUAUGCAGUGCCCAGAACUGAUUACAUCCAUGAAAUGAAACACCACACGCAAGCACUAGUGAAGCAUGAAUCGAACGGUCAACAAGCACCACAACCACAAUCUUGUUAUUACAACUCACUACCGAAAAAUGCUGGAAUGGGUCUUUCAAUACCUCCAAGAAACUCAUACCCUCCUAUCCGAAGUAAAAAGCAACAAUCUACUGGAUCUCUGAACACAGCAACUGAUUCGAACACCAUUCCGCGAAGUAACUCAUCUCAAAUGCUUCGAAUACAAAAUGGUACUCCCAGCGUAAACAGCAAUACAUUACCCCAUCGUCCAGUAGAAUUUGCCAGAAUCCGAGUCUCUGACUUCAAGCAGAUGGUAAAUAAUCAACGACGGAAUAGUAAAGGGACAAAUGGAACCAACGAUUCAAGCAGUUCGAAUAGCCCUGCAGUAACACCAAAAACUCGCAUCAAACAAAGGCGGCUUCUCUCAUCCGCAAGUGUUCCCUUCAAAUUGGAGAAUCUAGAGCUUGAACAAGCCGGUGGCACGGCCGGUAUCAGCGAAAGUUUACCGAAUCUCGCACCUCCGCCAGCCUUCAGCAACUCUCCAAUGCCGCCGAUGCGUUUACGGCGAAGGCAUUCCAGCAGCGAGUCAACAUCUUCGUUGAGUGAACAAUCCGGAUGGGUUUCCAGUCGAAGAAGCACAGGACCUUCUAGUCCGGAGACAUUGAGAAAUGAUCAAAAAAUUGUAAAUGGCGAACAGUUGCGAAAAAAGCUGUUGAAACUACUCAACGAGCAGCCACGACUAAACGAUAGAAAGAACAGUAAUAAGGCAAACAUCAAUGAGUUUCUUGUACGAAGUAACCAAAGUUCAAUGAAAUCCAAAUCAAAUACCGAUAAUAUAAGAAGUUCAGUUCAAAUCGAAAACUGGAAUAAUCUUGAAAAAGAAUGGAACGAACCACGAUCAAUACAGAAGAAUACCGAAUGUAGACGAAACACCCAAAAUUCUACGAUGGAAGGACGUCAACAGAAAAAAAGCACUAAGAAAGAGAAAUCAAAGUCUGACUUCGAUUUAGCCAAUAUCUCCGAUUAUGCAUUCGAAGAUCUUCGGUUACUCCCUCCCCAGCAAUUUCGGGACUUAGCACCACCACCUCCAGAUGAAUUCCGUGAUCCUCCAUCUUUAGUGGAAGAUGUUCAGAAAGAAAAACCUCCUUCGGCCAAAACAAAUCCUCCAUCAAAUCCCGUACCCAUACUUCCGACACCACAGCAAACGCAGAAACCAGAACAAAAACAACAACAACCUGUACAACCACAACAACAGCAGCAACGUCCACCGGUGCUGAUUCCUCAACCUCAAGUUCUGCCGUCAAUGAUUGUCCAACAACAGCAGAUCAUUCCCGCAGCUCAGCAGUAUCAAAUUGUCCCGGUUCAACAGAUCAUCCAACAACCGCAGUAUAGCAAACCUAUCAAAACGCCUAUCAACCAGCAUCGCUUUAUUAAGAAAUAUGAAGUCCACGCCAUCGACAACCCACUCUACCACAUCUAUGAGGUAGUCAAAGCACCGCGACAAGUAAUGAAAUCGCAAAGCUCCAGCGAGUUAGCCGCCAUGGCCAAGUGCGCCGAAACUCUCAACAACCCCAAUGCCACCAUCAGCAAUGCUGUACCGCAGCAAAACGGAAGCAUGAAUAAUACCACCCAUGAGAAUCCAAUUCCACCGGAGCGAAAGUCAUCAAUGCGAAAUCUGGAUCGCAUCCAACACACACCGGCAGAUGACGACGCUAAAAAACGCAUAGAUCCACCCAUGCAGCUCCUGGAAUUUGAAAAGUGCCGGGAAGAGUUUCGCAAACAAAUCAGUUACUCAGGGUCUAUUUACUCGGACUUCCAGAAAUUGGCAUCCGAGAUGCCUUAUUUCCACAUAAGCGACGAGUUCCGGCCAUUCUCCACCAACGGCUUGCAUCUGGUGAUAUGCGUGCAUGGCCUCGAUGGGAACUCGGCAGAUUUGCGACUUGUGCGGACCUAUUUGGAGCUGGGCCUACCCGGGGCGCAUCUGGAGUUUCUCAUGUCGGAGCGUAAUCAGGGUGAUACGUUUUCAGACUUCGAAACCAUGACCGAUCGGUUGGUGGCCGAAGUGCUGUAUCACAUCGAAACCUAUCAGUUGAAUCCAACGAGAAUUUCGUUCGUCGCCCACUCACUUGGUACGAUCAUAGUUCGAUCGGCGCUGGCAAGACCGCAAAUGCGACCACUGCUGUCGAGGUUACACACGUUCCUGUCGCUGUCGGGGCCACACCUGGGAACACUCUAUAACUCCAGCGGAUUGGUGAACAUGGGAAUGUGGUUCAUGCAGAAGUGGAAAAAGAGUGGUUCCCUUCUACAAUUGUGCCUGCGCGAUGCACCCGACCCUCGACAGAGCUUCCUGUUUCGACUGAGUCAACGGAGCACCCUGCACCACUUCAAGAACGUACUCCUGUGCGGUUCAUCCCAGGAUCGAUAUGUGCCACCGCAUUCAGCCCGAUUAGAGCUGUGCAAGGCUGCAGUCAGAGAUCAAUCUAACAUUGGUGUCGUCUACCGGGAAAUGGUACACAACAUCAUUUCACCGAUGUUGGCUAGACCGGAUCUCACACUAGCCCGAUACGACGUACAUCAUGCCCUGCCACAUACAGCAAAUGCUCUCAUAGGUAGAGCUGCCCACAUUGCGGUUCUGGAUUCAGAAUUGUUUAUUGAAAAGUUUUUACUAGUUGCUGGAUUGAAAUAUUUUAGCUAGCUGAUUGAAUCUCAGGAUAACCGCAAUAAGGAAGAAACGCACGAUCAAAUACGGGGUUCCUUCGGAAGGAUCUACCCAAGAGCAAUACAGAAACAAGUUAGAGUUUCAAUUUACUAUUGAAGGAUUGAAGUAUUGAUGAACACAGCCUAUGAGAUGAACUGCAAACCAAUUGGAGACAAUUUAGGAUAGAAAUAUUGAUUCUCUAUCAUAGAAGAUACUUGAUUUUGAUAAGAUAACAUAAAAUGAACAAAAUCAACCCCAAAAUUAUGAAUAAAACAAACAAAAACUAUGACUGAAUCUUAAUCUAAGUUAAGUUUUGUUCAAGCGAUAAUUUAUUUUAUACUGUAUUCUAAAUCUGUGAACAAAACGUAAAACGGAAAAAUGUAAAUCGUACAGGGUCAAAAAACUGUUAAAAAAAACUUCAUAUGCGUGUUAAAAAAAACUGUUGCAAGUUUAUCAGAGCGGAAUCAAAUGGAACGAAGUGAAAAAUCAAAUGUCUCUAAAGACGAACAUCACACACGAAAAAUUCCACUGCCGGUUGUUGAUUCAAAUGCGAUUAGUUAAUGGAUCUUUCUGAAAACUGUUUUCAUUCGAUCGCUUAUAAAAUACUCAGUUUCGUACAUGUUUCUCUGUAUUAGUGACGUAAAAGUGUAAAUUGAUCGAAUACAUAUAUUUUACAUAAAUGAGACUGAUUUAAAUCUAAAACCACAAAACUGGAAAUCAAGAGAACAAAACCAAAAAAGUAGAUAUAAUAAUCAUUUCAGUAGGUCAUUGAAAAACAAAUACCAUUACAGGAUUGGGAAACAACAUUAUGAUAUUCGUGUGAAAUACAUUUUACGAAAGUAGUUAGCGUAGCAAUUUUAAGUAUAAACACAUGCUUAGGUAUGUUUAGAAGGACAGAGUAAAGUUCAAUUGACCAACAGUUAGAUUCAUUUUUACAGAUUUUUACAGGUAAUAAUAGCUAUUUGUACAAAAAGAAUUUAGAUUUUUUUUGGAUUUUUCGUUUUAUAAGUUAUUUUGACUUAAUCAAUAUGUGCCAAACAAUACGAUAUAAAACUUUACAGUUUGACCAGCAUUUAUUUUCAUAUUGUUCACAUCUCAAUCAUAUAGUUAUUAAUUUUCUUGACCAAUCAAUUAGCUUGGAAAAGUUUCGCCAAACAAGCAUGUUUAUAGAGAGAGAUACAUCCGUUGGCAGAAUCCAUACAGCUAAUACCUGAUCUGCUUAGUCCAGAAGUGCUUAGCUCUGGCUGUUUUUGUGGGUCAACCGCCUACGUUCGUUGUAUUGUGUAAAAUAAAGCACGAACGAUUUGGUACACAUGCUCUUAUGACAAUGGAUGCCAUAUGCCAAACAUCCUAUUUACUCUAGGUAUAUGGAUAGUUCAGCGCCCUCCGGCUCACGAACGAAACGGCCUACGACUAAUUCUGGAGGAGAAGGAUGCAGCGCGGGCGAUCUCGCUGCACCAAGGGACUCGGAAGAACGCGAAAUGCUAUAGACAGAAGCGGAGACAGCAGACCCGGCUUUUCCAGGAAAAGAAACGCCGCCUGGAAGAAGUGGAGGGCGAGGAGAUGGAACAGUUGUACCGUUCUCAAGAACAAAGUGAUAUCCCAGAUCAUCUUCUGUCAUCUGUUACCAAAAGUGAAUGAGUUCGUGGGAAGUUAUCGCUCGGCAAUGAACCAGAUCUUUACUGUGCAUCGUCCAAAAAUCCCGUGAAUACCAGAUCCCAACGCAUCACUUAUUUAUCGCUUUUAAAGCGGCAUACGACAGUAUUGACCGCGUAGAGCUUUGGAAAAUUAUGGACGAGAACAUCUUCCCUGAUCUAAUCAAAGCAAGGGUGGAUGCUGUGCAAAACUGUGUAAAGAUUUCUGGCGAACACUCCAGUUCGUUCGAAUCGCGCCAAGGACUAAGACAAUGUGACAGACUUUGGGGCUGUUGUUCAACAUUGCGCUAGAAAUGCGGUGAGCCGGAUGUAACAGCCAGGGUACGAUUUUCAACAUAUCCAGUCAAUUUAUUUGUUUCGUGGAUGACUUGGACACUGUCGGCCGAACAUUUCCAAAGGUGGCAGAACUGUACACCCGCCUGAAACGUGAAGCAACAAAAGUUGGACUAGUGGUGAAUGCAUCGAAAACAAAAUACAUGCUAGUGGGCAGAACCGAGCGCGACUGACAAGUCCCGUCUGGGAAGCAGUGUUACGAUAGACGGGGAUACUUUCGAGGUGGUCUAUGAAUUCGUCUACCUUGGAUCCUUUGCUAACGGUCGAUAAUAAUGGUUGUCGUGAAAUACGGGCUCCUGAAGGAACUGCGAUCUAAAAAGAUUCACACCCGCACCAAAUGUACAAAACGCUCAUAAGACCGAUAGUCCUCUACGGACAUGAAACUUGGACAAUGUUCGAGGAGGACUUGCAAGAACUCGGAGUAUUCGAGAGAUGGGUGCUUAGGACCAUCUUUGACAGUGCGCAAGAAGACGGUGGGUGGCGUCGAAGGAUGAACCACGAGCUCGCUCAGCUCUACAGCGAAUCAAGCAUCCAGAAGGUAGCUAAACCCGAAAGGGUACGAUGGGCAGGGCAUGUUCCAAGAAUGCCGGACAACAAUCCCGUAAAUAUGGUGUUCGCUUUUCAUCCGGCAGAUAUAAGAUGGCGUGGAGCGCUGCGAGCGAGUUGAGCUGACCAGGUACAGAACGGCUCGGCAGACGUGGGGCGCCUUCUAGGAUGGAGAGAUGCGGCCUCUGUUUAGUAAGAUGUAAACUAAAUAAAUGAUAAUGGAUAUUCACUUAAUAGUGCAUGUGAAGGGGAAAUUCUGAAAACAAAUGGUCAGUUGUUAAAUUACUUGUUUCCUAUUUUGCACAAGUACAUUUUCCUGAAUAUUGUCACUUGAAAAAGGUGUAACACAAAUCCACAACAUCUUUUACUGUCUCAUGUGUCCCGUCCUUUACGGGGUUCAUAGGCGUAAUGUAAAAGAUCUUCAUCCUGGGCAGCUCCUCGCUUCAGCCGAUUCCCGAUCAUCAUGAUAUAUUUACAAAUGCAAAAAUGGUAACUUGACUUAAAAACCUCGUAGUUUACAAAUGUGGAAGUGCUUAAUGAAGCUUCGAGGCGGCAUGUACAACUGGGGGAUGUAAUGAUAAUAUUAAUAAGAAUAAGAUAUGUGUGACCCAAAUUGGCUGGAACGAAAUGCGAUGAUAGGAGCUCUCCGUCGGUGAGUGUGCACGCCACGGAGAUCUGACAAGAAGAGGUCGAGUCAUGGCUUGCUGAUCACCAAUUGACACGCUGAGGUGUUCAUGUAUAAUCACACGCUGGAAGAAACUAACUCAAACCCCACAUUCCCCUUCUUCUCUCAUAAAAAAGGCAAAAAUAAUCCUCUUGCAUAGGAUGCAAUGAUUUUCUUCUAAUUUAAUUGUAUGCGCGAGACGAAGAUGAAUAUUGACUAUGUUGCAUUUGAGAAAACGAUUUAUUUCUUUGAAAACUGAACUCCAAAAUAAACUUGUUUUAACUGGUAGUCUCAUGUACACUAAAGCCGUCAAGUGUAUAACUAUCAAACUAAAUUUAUUUUAACCUAAAUCAGCACUCACCUUGGGAUUCUCCCAGACGCCUCUUGUAUUCCAAAUCACAAUCAAUUUUCAGCGGUCUUCAAAACGCGCUUUGUGAAUUUCCGCACACCAAAUCAUUUUCCAGCAGUCUUUCAAAAUCGCUACAAUCAAUUUUCCAGCGGACUUCCAGACGCGCUCUGUGAUUUUCCAAGCCACAAUCCGUUUUUUUAACAGUCUUUUCGACGCGCUUUGUGAUUUUCCAAACCACAAUCCGUUUUCUAGCGGUCUUCCCGACGCGCUUUGUGAUUUACCAAACAACAAUCCGUUGUCAAGCGGUCUUCCAGACGCGCUUUUUGAUUUUCCCAACUACAAUCCAUUUUUCAGCCGUCAUCCCGACGCCAAACCACCAUUUUCCAAACCACAAUCCGUUUUCAAGCGGUCGUCCCGACACGCUUUGUGAUUUUCCAAACCACAAUCCGUUUUCCAGCGGUCUUCCAGAUGCGCUUUGUGAUUUACGAAACCACAAUCCAUUUGCUAGCGGUCGUCCCGACGCGCUUUGUGAUUUUCCAAAUCACCUUUGUGGUAAUACAAACCACAUUGCUUUGUGUGUUUUUUUUUUUUAACCAUCCAAUAUUUUACUAAUUAGCACAUUAGCCCCUUGAAUGCAACUCACCUAUUGAAAUCAGCGUUAGGAUCCAAAAAAUAACCUGGCAGGUUCGCCAAAAUGUGUGGCCCCAAUUGGCCGGAACGAAAUGCGAUGAUAGGAGCUCUCCGUCGGUGAGUGUGCACGCCACGGAGGUCUGACAAGAAGAGGUCGAGUCAUGGCUUGCUGAUCACCAAUUGACACGCUAAGGUGUUAAUGUAUACACCCAAAAAACAAAUCUGACAAUUAUUGUAUAACAUCUGGGCAUAUACAAUUCUGUAAGCUUUUUAUACAAAUAUUGUAUUAAAAUAAUACAAAUCUGUAAUAUUUUAAUACAAUAAUUGUAUUAAAAUCUUCCUAAAUUGCAUAUGCCCAAUUAUUAUACAGUUUCUGUAAGGUUCUUAUACAGAACUGUAUUAAAAUCUGCCGUGCGCUGGUUGGGUGUAAUCACAGGCUGAAAGUAACUUAUUCAAACCCCACAAGAUAGAUGAGCGAUCGACAUAUCAGAGCGCCGCUAGUAGCGCAACAUCAUCCAGACGCGCUCUGUGAUUUUCCAAGCCACAAUCCGUUUUUUUAACAGUCUUUUCGACGCGCUUUGUGAUUUUCCAAACCACAAUCCGUUUUCUAGCGGUCUUCCCGACGCGCUUUGUGAUUUACCAAACAACAAUCCGUUGUCAAGCGGUCUUCCAGACGCGCUUUUUGAUUUUCCCAACUACAAUCCAUUUUUCAGCCGUCAUCCCGACGCCAAACCACCAUUUUCCAAACCACAAUCCGUUUUCAAGCGGUCGUCCCGACACGCUUUGUGAUUUUCCAAACCACAAUCCGUUUUCCAGCGGUCUUCCAGAUGCGCUUUGUGAUUUACGAAACCACAAUCCAUUUGCUAGCGGUCGUCCCGACGCGCUUUGUGAUUUUCCAAAUCACCUUUGUGGUAAUACAAACCACAUUGCUUUGUGUGUGUUUUUUUUUUUUAAACCAUCCAAUAUUUUACUAAUUAGCACAUUAGCCCCUUGAAUGCAACUCACCUAUUGAAAUCAGCGUCAGGAUCCAAAAAAUAACCUGGCAGGUUCGCCAAAAUGUGUGGCCCCAAUUGGCCGGAACGAAAUGCGAUGAUAGGAGCUCUCCGUCGGUGAGUGUGCACGCCACGGAGGUCUGACAAGAAGAGGUCGAGUCAUGGCUUGCUGAUCACCAAUUGACACGCUAAGGUGUUAAUGUAUACACCCAAAAAACAAAUCUGACAAUUAUUGUAUAACAUCUGGGCAUAUACAAUUCUGUAAGCUUUUUAUACAAAUAUUGUAUUAAAAUAAUACAAAUCUGUAAUAUUUUAAUACAAUAAUUGUAUUAAAAUCUUCCUAAAUUGCAUAUGCCCAAUUAUUAUACAGUUUCUGUAAGGUUCUUAUACAGAACUGUAUUAAAAUCUGCCGUGCGCUGGUUGGGUGUAAUCACAGGCUGAAAGUAACUUAUUCAAACCCCACAAGAUAGAUGAGCGAUCGACAUAUCAGAGCGCCGCUAGUAGCGCAACAUCAUCAACUAAAUGGAAGUCGU